AUGAAGGUGAAACAAGACACUCCUGGUUGCAUCACAAAUAACAAUCCUCAGAAAGAACCCUAUGUCACGCAAAGGAUAUCACAUCGAGAGUUGUUGCCGAUCGCGAUCCAGAUUACGGAUGUGACUAACCGGCAAGAAAGCCGGCCUUUUAUAGAAGAGAAGUUUGAGAUGAAUGCCGCGAACCCGUGGGAAGUGUCAAUCGUGGAACAUCAAGCAAACUGUGCUCAGUUCGCGUCGCUCUACCCUCAGAAUGGCCAGAUUGAUGGAAACACCGCUAGAAAUGUAUUGAUGAAAAGUAAUCUACCGCCACAGUUGUUAGCGCAGAUUUGGGCUCUAUCAGAUACGAAUCAUGAUGGUAUGCUGGACGCACGCGAAUUCUCCAUAGCUAUGCGUCUUACACGGAACUGCAUUGCUGGACUUCCACUUCCACCUGCCCUACCUCCAUCACUGAUGCAAGUGCCUGCUGGCAGUGGACCACCCCAAGUGUUGUCACAUAUGAAUGCGAUGGCUCAGCCGAAUGCUAUGUAUACUCCAGAAACACCUACAAUUCCAUACGGCACAUCACCUAUGCAACCAGUGAUGCCAAAUUUUCCUGUCUACCAUACUGCACCGGCAGGAAUGAUGGCAAGGAGGCCUUCACAACCUCAGAAUGGUGGUAGCACUCCGAUUCCUACACAGGGAAAGCAAUGUGGAAACUGGACUAUCCCGCAUCAGAAUAAAUUGAAGUAUAGCCAGCAGUUCAACCAACAUGACAAACAGCGUGUUGGAUUUCUCACGGGUCAGGCAGGACGUAGCGCUCUUGGUAUGAGUGGCCUUCCAACUACAGCUCUCGCGCUUAUAUGGACAUUGUCCGAUGUUAAUAAAGAUGGGAAACUUAAUGUUGACGAGUUCUGCAUAGCAAUGCACCUGAUAGACAUGUUUAAGGCGGGCUAUGCACUACCUGAUCAGACCCCUCCUGAGUUGAUACAAAUGUGUGGGAUGUCGAGGUCAGCUAACAACAGUCCACAACUAGAGCCUGGUGCGCCACCAGCUCAGAAAAGUCCGGCUCCGAAAACUUUUGAAGACAAACGAAUGGAUAAUUUUGCACGGGGGCAAGCUGAGCUUGAGCGCAGGAGACAGAUAUUGAUGGAAGAGGAAAAUCGACGUCGAGCUGAAAUUGAAAAACGCGAAAGGGAAGAAGCCGAGAGGAAAGAAAGGGAACGAUUAGAAAAAGAAAGACAACGAGAAAUCGAGCGACAGGCUGAAUUAGAGCGUCUGCGACAGUUGGAAGAAGCUCGCUUAGAACAAGAAUUGAAGCGGCAAGCCGAACGUGAAGCUGCCAGGAAGGAAGCUGAAAGACAAAGAAUGAUUGAAGCGGAGAAAAUGAGAUUGAAAGAAAUGCAGGCGCAGAAACAAAGGGAAGCUGAAAUCACAGCGCAGCGUCAGCAACGCCAGAAGACGCUGACUUUCCAACUCCAGGCAUUGUCAGAAAAAUCGGUGGACACAGAUACGAACAUUACAAAGGCUCGGGAGAGGAUUGCGGAAAUCACACACGAAAUAGAAGGGAUGAGGGACCAGCGCGACGAAAAACUGCAACGCAUCGCUGAGUUGCAAAAGAACAAUCAGCAACUCAGUGUGCAAGCUCAAGAAUUGGCUCAUCAGUUAUUACAAUUACAAAGCGCCAAUAAAGAAACGGUAGCCAGGAAGAACGAACUAGAAGAAUUGAGGAAACGACGUGACGCAGCAAAGAUUGUAGUGGCCGAAGCCGCUGCGCAAGUGGAAGCAACUCGCGCGAGAACCGCUGCUCAAAUUGCGGAGGCUGAGAAGAAGUCUGACGAGUACAAUGCGGAACGGGCAGAGCUACUAAAAGCGCGUGAGGACUACCGGGAAGUGCUAAGCAAAGUAGCAGAGUUACAAACACAGGCUCGUGCAAAGUUGACAGAGAAAGCUGCUGCUGCAGCUAAGGUUGCGGCUGAAGCCAAGGCAAAGGAGGAAGCAGAACGUGAGCUCGAAAACCGGCGGAAAGCUGCGGAAACAGCAGCUAACAGCGUCCAAGCUCAAGCCUUUGGAGAGGUGUUUUCUGGCCAGGCAGCUGCUACAACCUCUCCUACGAAAGCAACGCCCAAUCAAAACUCUGCACCUGUUCUGCAGCAAGAGUCCGUUUCAAGUGGAGCUGCACUGCCGCUUGCGAGUGCUGGCGGAACGACGAAGUAUCGUGCUUUGUUCGAGUUUUCGGCGCGAAGCGAGGAUGAGUUGAGCUUCCAGCCUGGUGACGUUAUACUUGUUUUUGAGUCGCAUGCUGCUGAGCCUGGAUGGAAAGCCGGGCAGAUCAGAGACAAGGUCGGAUGGUUUCCGGAAGCUUUCGCGGAGCCCAUCGGCCCUGUUCAUUCUGCAGUCUCGCAGCCUAUACAAAACAUGCCACCAAAUGUAACUCCGUCGCCUUCAUUAGAUAGGAUUCCGGAAGAAGCAGCAGUAAAAACUGUUUUGUCUCCUAAGGAAGCUCAGCCUGAAACUGUGGCUGUCAUUUGUAAGUGUGUGGCCCAGUUUCCAUGGAAAGCCCGCAAUGAAGGAGAUCUAUCGUUUUCAAAGGGUGACCCGAUUGAGAUAAUUGAGCAACAAGAAAUGAAAUGGCGUGGACGCAAAGUCGAUGGAUCUACUGGGUGGUUCCCUAAAAGUUAUGUGCGAAUAGUCAAUCAGGGGAGUUCGUCAACGUCACAGCCAUCCUCCGCGGCUCAUUCAGUUGAUCAGGCGACACCCACUGCCGGAUCACCAACCGCUGGUUCAACUACGCCUACUGGUAAAAGCGGUGCGAGCGCAAAUAGUACACGGCAGAUGUCGCAGUCCAACUCUUCGCAGCAGAUAAAUAUCCCACAAUCUCAGUCGCGGCAGUCGAUUGCAUCGCAGUCCUCCAGAGUAUCUGCCUCAGGGCAUCAAGCCACACACGACUGGUAUGUGGCUAUGUUCGACUUUGAUGCUGUUGAACCAACUGACUUAUCACUGAAAGUCGGUGAUCGCAUCCUGGUAUUGGAGCGCAAGGAUGACUGGUGGAAAGGUCGAUGUAAUGAUCGUGAGGGAAUAUUUCCGGCCAACUACGUCCAGAAAUGUGAAUCUCCGGUGGGUGCUGCGAUCCCAAUACUUUGCCGUGCUAGAGCAGUAGCUGACUUCGAUGCGACCGCAGCUAACCAACUUACUCUCAAAACUGGUGACAUUGUAUCCGUACGCGAAAAGAGUUCCACUGGAUGGUGGGAAGGUGAAAUUGUGCGAGAUGGACAUACUCAGGCUGGAUGGUUUCCAGGCGAUUACGUCACGCCCAUUCCUACCAAUAACAUCACCGAGAAUACUGCAACAGCUAUCUUCGACUACGAAGCUGGUCAAGCGGACGAGCUGUCUUUCAAGGCUGGUGACGUCAUUGUUAUUGUGGAUAAGAAAGACGCCGACUGGUGGUCAGGACACAAGUUGGACACCCCGAAUGUGCGAGGGCUCUUUCCGGCAAAUUACGUGCAGACAAGAAAUGACGACAACACUGCCCUGUCCAAUUGUGUUGUGCCUGUGUCGUCGCUGUAUGACGAGCCACCAGGAGAAGAACUCAGGAAGGACAAGAAAACUGCAUUGAAGCAGGACCUGCCUGCUUCGUCGCUUUAUGAAGAACCACCGGAUGAAGACACUAGCAAGUCAGCCGCAUUCAAGCCGGUCGUGGCUGCCUCUUCGCUUUACGAAGAACCACCGGAGGAGGUGCUGAAGACGAAUGCAUGCUACGACCUGCCCCCAGGGCCGUCUUCCUCGAGCCAACUCUACGAUCUACCCCCGACGAUCGAGGAGAACACACAUCAGUUCAAUAAGCUUUCUGAGGAACUACUUUCAACGGAAGAGAGAUACUUGGGCGAUUUGCUUUUAGCCAAGAAAUUAUUUCAUGAUAACCUUUUGAAACUUCAAUAUAAAAAAGAGGUUGAGACUAUCUUUCGCCAUUGGGACCAGCUCAUGGACGUCUCUAGAAAGGUUUACAUGCGGUUGAAAAAAUGCGAAUCUCCAGGACAAGUUUUCAUAUCCGAGAUCGAUUCCCUAUCGGUGUUUGUGGCUUUUUGUAGCCAUCAGCAAACAGCACUGGAUGCUAUGAACCAGCUAUUGACGCAUAAUGAUGCUCAGAAACUCUAUGGCAAGUGCAUGGCUAGCGUCGCAGCGCGAGGAAUGAGCCUCUAUACGUUUUUGUUGAUGCCACUGGGACGAGUUACUCGGUAUCCAUUAUUGAUUGAGAAAAUUCUCAAGGAAUGCGAUCCAAAAAGUGAACUACACCAGGAACUGGACACCGCCUUGCAGCUACUACGAGCGCUUGUUUCCGAGGUGAACCGGGCAGUUACUGAGGAGGAGAACGUUUUUCUUCUAUGUUGGGCACAGUCCCAUGUUAAGUGCCCAUCUUCAAUACAAAUAAAUUUUACUUCAAAUACGAGAUUAGUGGGUAAAAGAUCGUUUCUACAUUCUGGGGUGCUUUACAAACAACGUAGUGGUCGCCUAUUGGUUGGUCUUCUUUUUAACGACUUUCUCAUGCUGACUGUUCCGGAUGAGCAUCUAUCCGAGCCAAACUCCUUCAAGAUUUCGAAAACUACAGAAACUCGACUUACGCUCUAUAAGCAACCAAUUCCAUUAUCAGACCUCAAAAUCCUUCCUUCAAAUGAUGAUGUCAUCUUGAAUAUCCAAAAUGGCAAUGACACCGUUUGCUUGCGAUGUGUCAGCAGCAAUGCGCGUCGUUUGUGGAAAACUCAACUAGAACAAGCCAUCGAUGUCUAUGCCAUCGCCGUUUCGGAACAGCAGCAUGGAAAGAAAUCACUUGUGAAUGGGAGAAUCAUCGGUCGAUUGUUGAUUGACGUAAUGAACGUCAAAAAUUUUCAUGCAAAAGCUUCGGACUCCACCUCGCAAAUCCUUCACCUUUCACUCGGCACUUCUCGCGAGAUGUUCGACAUAGAUCUCUCCAAAAAAUCUGAUCUGCAUAUAUCCGCUCAAUUUCCUUUUACACAUACCUCACUCAGUUUCGUUGUCAAACUACUGAAAAAGAAUCUCUUUUCUCCGGAUGAGCAAUUGCUAGAUGAAGGCAUUGUUCCACUGUCCGAGCUAAUCCGGGAAUCAUCCCACCAUCGUGGGCCACUAAUAAAACCAGUAUACUUGAGAAAAGACAUGGAUAAAGCGAAACCACCGGAAACGAUCACUAUAAAAUUUGCUGUUCAGAUGUUUGAUGUUAAUAUGUAAUAAUG
Messenger RNA from Cylicocyclus nassatus, 5222 nucleotides. The record is from the annotation of a GenBank genome assembly. NCBI's taxonomy places the organism in Eukaryota, Metazoa, Nematoda, Chromadorea, Rhabditida, Strongylidae.